UGAACGUCAUUUCCCUGGGGUUGAUGGGGAGCUGGUGGCUUCUGUGUGACAGCAAAGAAUGGGCAUUCACACAGAUGGGAACCGCGACACAUCUGAGGGAUGCUGCAGCUGGGUGCAGAAGAGAAGUGAAUGAGAAGGAAAAUGAUAAUUUCAUGCCCAACACGAUGGCAGGUUUGCAAACAGGAAGCGUUUGAAGCAACCAGCAGAUCGGUCUGCAACACUCGUCCUGUGAGGGUGACUCUUCAGCAAGCUACUUCAGAAGUGAUGACUAAGCCUUGGCACGACUGCGUGCCCUCAGCCACCCACCCCUCAGCAGAAACCCGGGACUGUGGUCCCAGGGCCCAUUUGGCCUUGAGCUGAGGAAGAGACAGGGUACCACAGCCUGCACACAGACCAUCGGAGGAACCUCAUCAUGGAGUUACCUUGUUCCUGGUGGCCAGAUCUCGUCUGGGAGGGUUUUGGCAUGGCAGCUUUGUAACAUUUCACAUGCAAGUCUGACAGAGAGGACUGGAGUUUGCAGCUCUGGGAUAUCAACGCUGUGCAAGGACUCUGUUCUCACUGGACCCCCCUGCGCCUGGUGAGCACGAGAGACAAAGGAGGAAAAUAGACCGACAUCCCAACAACAUGAUCCAUGACUGGCAUACAGUGUCCCCAGUGCCUACGGCGAGCAUGGUCUACGGGGAUGGACAAAAUGGGACCAGAUGCUUCACAGAACACAUCCCUGAAAUCGUCACUGGUAGCAUCACGCUGCUCAUCUGCCUGUGUGGGCUGGUGGGGAACGGGGCCAUCCUCUGGCUCCUUGGCUUCCGCAUCGGGAGGAACCCCUUCACCGCCUACCUCCUGAACCUGGCUGUGGCGGACACCUGCUUUCUCCUCUGCACAUCGGCUUUCCUUGUCAUAUAUCAUAUGCCCAUGCUCAGCUGCUUUCAGACAGAGCUUUUGCGGGCGCUGCCGCUAUUUCACUCCAUGGUUCUGCUCACGUACAGCACCAGCCUCUAUCUCCUCACAGCCAUCAGUGUGGAGAGGUGUGUGGGGGUCCUCUGGCCCUUCUGGUGCCGAUGCCACCGCCCGAAGCUCCUGUCAGCCGUGAUGUGCAGCCUGCUGUGGGCCCUCGCCUGUGUGCUUGCUGGGCUGGUGUACUUUGUGUGUGACCUGAGUCACUCUGAAAACUGCUGGAUGGUUCUUGGAACCUUGUGGUUUCUCAAUUUCUGCUUUUUCACUCCCUUUAUGGUUCUUUCCAACGUGAUCCUCUUCAUCAAGCUUAGGCGUAGCUCUUGGCAACACCACCCAGCAAGACUGUACACUGUCAUCUUCCUCGCUGUUUUCUUCUUCCUCCUCUUUGGCAUCCCACUCAGUAUCCAGAUCUUCCUCAACUUCUUUGUCUACAUUAAUUUUGUCUUUGAGAUCAGCCUGUUGCUGGCCUCUAUCAACAGCAGCAUCAAUCCAGUUAUUUAUGUCCUGGUUGGGAGCUACGGAAGGUUCAGGGCAUCUGUCAAAGUGGCUCUUCAGAGGGUCUUUGAAGAUAGGGCAGAUUCCCAAGAGGUGGGUGAGACCCCUGUGAUGGGAAUUGCUGCCUAAACCCCUAUGGCUGGAGACUGGAACCCAGAGAGAGGCAGCCCUGCCCCUGCACCCCGGGCCAGCACCCGCAGGAGCAGAGUCCUUGCCCAGCUGGGUGAGCAGGACCGGCAGUGGAUAGUUGUGUGUUCUCCAGAA
Messenger RNA from Egretta garzetta (little egret), 1713 nucleotides. RefSeq names its product proto-oncogene Mas-like. The transcript is spliced from 2 exons. Gene Ontology annotation, cellular component: membrane. NCBI's taxonomy places the organism in Eukaryota, Metazoa, Chordata, Aves, Pelecaniformes, Ardeidae. Gene Ontology annotation, molecular function: G protein-coupled receptor activity. The coding region runs from base 625 to 1578 and encodes 317 amino acids. The record is from RefSeq and is a predicted model, not a curated record. Gene Ontology annotation, biological process: G protein-coupled receptor signaling pathway.